AUGGAGACUGCACGAUUCACGCGAAAGCCGAAACGAAGACGCCGACUGUUGGCUGACCUAGUCGCAUUGUUUGUCUGGUCGGUCUACCAAUAUGUGCUUCUCCCAGUAUCGGGUCGCAACCACUACAGCUUUUUGGUAAUUGAGAACCCCAUGCACCCGGGUCCAAUAAAAGUUUAUCACGUCAACUCGAUGAAAAAUGCUCACAGCUCGGCGUAUGUUUUUGACGUUCUGCAAUGGUGGAGCACCUUUGUCCAUUUGACCAAGCCCCAGCAAUUAAAUUGGAUCGACUGUGGAGUUAACGUGCUUCAUUACAUGGAUGUGAUUUCAAAACACAUUGCAGCCGAGAAGCCUGGAUCGAUCGAGGAGAAGUUCGCCGCGUGGACAGAGGGUGAUCUCGGCGUCAAGAAGGCAGCAGCAUACCGAGCUAAGUUGUAUAGGACUAUAUCUCCAGCGUGA
Phytophthora sojae is the source of this 456-nucleotide messenger RNA. RefSeq lists its product as hypothetical. The transcript has 2 exons. Gene Ontology annotation, molecular function: cysteine-type peptidase activity. The record is from RefSeq and is a predicted model, not a curated record. Gene Ontology annotation, biological process: proteolysis. Lineage: Eukaryota; Oomycota; Peronosporomycetes; Peronosporales; Peronosporaceae. Bases 1 to 456 code for a protein of 151 amino acids.